Messenger RNA from Cavenderia fasciculata, 2286 nucleotides. RefSeq names its product WD40 repeat-containing protein. The record is from RefSeq and is a predicted model, not a curated record. NCBI's taxonomy places the organism in Eukaryota, Evosea, Eumycetozoa, Acytosteliales, Cavenderiaceae. Gene Ontology annotation, cellular component: Cul4-RING E3 ubiquitin ligase complex; cytoplasm. Gene Ontology annotation, molecular function: protein binding. Gene Ontology annotation, biological process: negative regulation of fatty acid biosynthetic process. Bases 1 to 2286 code for a protein of 761 amino acids. The transcript is spliced from 3 exons.
AUGGAACAAAUCAAUCAAAUCCUUAGGGAUAGAGAGAUUAUCGGAGAUCGAUACAAUCGAUUAGAAAAGAGGUUCACCUCUAGCAGUCAUACACUAUCGGUGCUGAAAAACACUGAAUCGUUGCAAGGACACGAAGAAUGCGUCAACACGAUUGCAUUUGACAGUGUUGGCAAAUACGUAGUCUCUGGAUCAGACGAUGAGACCAUCAAGAUUUGGGACUUUGAAAAGCGACAAUGCAUAGACACACUCUAUGGACACUCGACCAAUGUUUUCACUGCAGACUUCCUUCCGUUUAGAUCAAACAAGGAUGUUGUCAGUGGUGGAAAUGAUUCAGAUGUCCGACAUUUUGAACUCAACGCAAGAACCUGUACAGUAUACACUCAUCACACCAAAAAGGUAUUAAAACUAUCGGUCAACCCAAGACAACCUGAAACAUUCCUCACUUGUUCGGCAGAUGGAACCGUUCGAAUGUUUGACAUUCGUUGUAAAUACCAAGAUUCCUUUUCUCAUUCAAUUCCAACUACCUAUACUUCUACUUCUACUGACGUUGAAGUUUUACCUCAAAUGUUUGGAGGUGGUAGAACAAGUGAUAGAGUUGGUCAAAAUCAACAACAACAACAACAACAACAAGAACAACAACAACAAUCAAGACAAACAUAUAAUUAUAAUACACAUACAUCAACAUUGGUAGUAAAUUUUGAUUCAAUACCUCUUAGAAGAAGUUUAAGAAGUAGUUUUAAAAAACAAUCAACAACUAUAUUUACAGUGGAAUUUCAUCCAAAUGAUGGUUAUAGUUUUAUUACUUCUUCAUCUGAUGGUAGUGUUAGAUUAUUCGAUCUUAGAUUAAUUCAAGAUUAUUCAUCAAAUUCAUUUGUAAAUAUUUAUAGAAAUCUUCAUAAACCAUGGCCAACUGUAAAUGAAUGUACAGGAUGUGUAUUUAGUAAAGAUGGCACUGAAAUAUUGGCAACCUAUCUAUCAGACGAUAUUUAUCUAUACGACAUUCAAAGAAAUGUUUGCAAGGAAUUAAAUUUAGAUUAUUUUAAAGAUCAUUCAAUUAAAAAGAGAAGAGCCAAUCAUAAUGUAAAUAGUAAUAAGAGGAGGAAUAAUGCACAAAAAAAGAAAAAGGUUCUUUAUGAUUUUUUAAAUAGAUUUCAAGAAGAUCUCGAAAAUAAUACUUUACAUAAUAUUUUAAAUGGUCAUUUUGGUCAAAAUGAAAAUGAUAGCGAUAGUGAAAGUGAUAAAGAAUUGGAAGAAAUGGAAGAAUUGGAAGAAGAAGAAGAAGAGGAACCAUUAGAAGAGGAAUCAAAAAAAAUAGAUACAUCAAAUGGUGGUUCAACUCAAUCAUCAAGUUUUAGUAAUCUUAGUGAUGCAAGUCGUUCAUCAUCUUCUACUACUAAUACUAAUAAUUCCAAUACAUCAACAUCUACAACAACAACAACAACAUCAACAUCAACAACAACAACAACAACAAACAAUUCACGCAAUACUACCAGUAGAUUAAGUAUGGACGAUUCAUUUGCCUUGGAAUAUUGUCAAGACAUGUUGGAUCAAUAUUAUAAUGAUAUCAUCGUUGAAGAAGAGGAUAGAGAAAGAGGUGGAGAAAAGGAUAAUACAAGUCAAGUUGGUUCAGAUUUCUUUGAAGAUGAAUAUGAAGGUUAUUAUGAUCAUCAAGAUGAUCAAAUUGAUAAUAAUCAAAAGAAAAGAAAAAUUAAUCAAGAUGAAGAUGAAGUUGAAGAAGGAGAAGAUGAUGAAGAAGAAGAGGAAAUGGAUGAAAUGGAUGAUAGUUUAGAAGAAGAUGAAGAUGAUUCAGAUUUAUUUCAAGAUUCUACUUCUUCUGAUUCAGAUGAAUCAGAAAUUGAAGAAGAUAUAUCAAAGACAAUGAUACCAAAAUCAUAUAAACAAAGAUAUAAUGGACAUAUUAGUAAUAUGACAAUUAAAUCAUGUGGAUUCUAUGGAAGCAAUAGCGAGUAUGUAAUGACUGGAUCAGAUGAUCAUCACAUAUUCAUUUGGGAGAAAAAGACUGGCAAUUUGGUUCGUAUUUUAGAAGGACACAAUGAUGUUGUCAACUGUGUUGUCAGUCAUCCAAACCUUCCACAAAUUAUAUCAUGUGGUUUGGAUAACGAUGUAUUGAUUUGGGAGCCUGAAGACAAUUACCCUAGCCAAAAGGAACUUGCAAAGAGACAAAAACAAAUAUCUCAAUUCAUAGAUGUCGAUCAUAAAAAGAGAAGAAUUCGUUCACUCGAUGAUGCUACCUAUUCAGUUUCAACUUCUUGUGCUCAACAAUAA